This is a messenger RNA of Beta vulgaris subsp. vulgaris (sugar beet), 2646 nucleotides long. RefSeq lists its product as hypothetical. The coding region runs from base 373 to 2139 and encodes 588 amino acids. The record is from RefSeq and is a predicted model, not a curated record. Lineage: Eukaryota; Viridiplantae; Streptophyta; Magnoliopsida; Caryophyllales; Amaranthaceae. The transcript is spliced from 9 exons.
CAUCCAUGUGACUGAAUCACGCUUAACAUCAAAAUUUUCUUAUUUUGAUAAUAUUAGUGGCUUAAUGCUGACUGAUUUCUUAUUAAGCUCAAAUUAACAAAUUUGAUCUGGGCAGUGCCAACUAACUAAAGUCUCAACUGCUUACCAUUUCCAAUGUCCUGAAAACGCUAAACACUAAAAAUUUUCUUAAACAAUUCACUCUUUGAAUCACAAAACAAAAAUUCUGCACUCGUCUAAUUCUAUAUUAUUAAACAUCUUUGUUUAAUUUAUUAAUGUCUUUCAAGUUUCAAUCUAAGAAAAAAUCAACGGUAACUCUUAACAACUCGAUCUUGCUGUUGCUGUUGCUUUGGUGAGAAACCAAGCUCAGCUUCAAUGGGUGGUGACCAUCUUCCCUGCUUUACAUCUGAAGAUGAAUUAUCAUCCUUGGAUAAUGAUUACCCAGAUUACCCAUCUCAUCAUUCCUCGUUUUAUAGGGAUGGUUCAAGGAUGAGAGAUGGAGAUGAAGAUGAAUCGUUAAGUGGGCCAUAUGAGUUUGUUUCUAAAGAAUUUGAUGAAGUGAGUGAUGUAAUUUCUUCAAAUUCUGUGGAAUUUGAUGGAGAUUUGAGGAGGAGGAAGAUCUCUUAUAAUGAAAUUAUGAAGAACUAUGAUGAAUUAUGGGUUCGAAAAGAGGGUCUUUAUCAAGCUAAGAGUAAAAUUUUGAGAUACAGCCCUGGCUCAUGGAUCAGUAAUGCUGGUGGGAAGAAGCUCAGCAAUUAUGUCAUACCAAAAACAACUACACUCUUACUCAUUGGUCCUAAAGGAUCUGGGAAAAGCAGUCUGGUAAACAGAAUAUCAAGAGUGUUCGAAGAUGAUAGAUAUGCAUCAGAAAGAGCCCAAGUAACAUAUAACCAAUCUACUGGGGAAGGGACCUACUUCCUUCAGGAAUAUAUGAUCCCGAGAGGUUCAACUUCAUUUUGCUUGUUUGACACUCGUAGCUUGUCUGAGAAUGUUUCUGACAAUGAUGAAAUGCUCCAGCACUGGAUGACCAAAGGGGUUCGUCAUGGAGAGCUAAUUAUCAGGGAUUCAGAUGCCCCUAGUCUAAAAAUGUCACUGAAAUGCAAAGCUCAACAGAGUGGUUCUCCUUCCAGUGUAAUCAGAAAGGUCAACUUUGUUAUAUUCGUUGUAAAUGGAUUUCAAGUCCUUAGAUCUAUAAAUAGUGACAAGAAAGAAGACAGAGCUUAUGUGGAAAUGGUGGCCAAGAUUUUCAGUUGUCCUUAUAUGUCAUAUAAAGAUGAUAAGCCUGUUAUUGCAGUCACGCAUGGUGAUUUACUUUCCCUAGGAGACCGAGCACGUGUCCUUGUGUACCUAGGGGAGAAGUUGGGUAUCCCACCAGUAAAACAGAUAUUUGAUAUACCAGAGAACUCUGAUCCGACAAGUGAACUCGCAAUAGUUGACAUGAUAAGAUAUGCUUUGGAACAUGCAGACAAAUAUAUCCCUUGCAAAGAGUCUAGAGAUUGGGUUCACAGGAGUACUUUCUUUGUGGACGGUGUCAAAGAUAAGGUUUCUGGAACGUCCAUCUUGACAUUGAUAUUUGCAGCAGUACUUCUGGGAAUAGCCUGCAUUAUGAUGCCAGUGAAUCAAGUUCAUAAACAUAACGAACCCCUGGUGGCAUCUGCGAUAAAGUGGUCUUCAAAUAUCGCACAUCAUCCUUAUGCACCUCAUGAACCUCUUAUGACAUCUCAGUCAGAAUCGGGGUCAACUUCUGCUAAGAAUAGAGGAUAUGAGAAUGCAAAUACUCAAGCUAAACCUACACCUGCACCAACUUUACCCUCAGAAUCUGUUGUGGUGACAUCUGAAGCAACUCUGACCUCAAAAACCUUUGUACCUAAAUCUGAGCAAACUUUGCCCUCGGAAUCUGCUGUAAUUACAUCUGAGCCAACUUUACCCUCAGAAUCUGCUGUAAUUACAUCUGAUCCAACUUUGCCCUCAAAAUCCAUUUUAGAUUAUCCUCAUAAACGGAGAGAAUCUCGAUCAUCAUCUCCUGAAAAAGACCGUCAUAAGCGGCGAGAAUCUCGAUCAUCAUCAUCUCCUGAAAAUCGACAUCCUAAAGCAGCAGUAAAAUGGCACAAGAUUCGACACCUGUGGUUAGACACUGAUUAAGCUGGGUUGAAUUGAUGCUUCAGGCGGGCAGUGGGAUAAAAAUGUGUUGGUGACUUGGUGUGUGUAUAUGUAGCUUCCAUGUGCAUGAUAUAUGUAACUAUACCUAUACCUUAUGCUGACUAAUCUCGGUUUCAGUUUGUCAUAACAAUUUUUUUUAGGGUUUUCAGAUAUCAAAACAUUGAGUCUGAUAUUUUGCUGUAAAAAUUUGUCUAAGUGCUGUAUACUUUGUAUGACAUGGGUUUGUUAAUCAUAAUAAUAAGAUGGAGCCAGGAACUGUUGCUGGCGUGUAAUUGACCUUGUUUUGAGGUUUUUUUGGGUAAGAUAUAGGCUAUGUCUGACAAUUAGCGGAUAGAAGUUAGCUGUUAGUUGAUUGUAUUAACUGAUAGAUGUUAGGUGUUUGUAUAAAUAUGUUUGGUAAGUCGUUGAUAGCUGAUUGCUACAUUAUUGUGUAAAAUAAAUAAUAAAGGCAUUUGCAUAAUCUAUUGUUUAUAUUUUAUUAUUAAUUAA